CCGGGUUAGACGGUAUCUGUAUUAAUUACCCUGCGAGCAGUAGGCGAAUUAAGCCACUCUGCUGACAGGCUACAAGUAAAUCAAAACGCUUUGAAAUUAAAACACACUACUGAUCGAAAGGCAUCUUAACUUUGUUGAUGUCGCGGGUCACAUUGUCUGCCAGCAUGGAACAUAGUGUGGACUUGGACAAGUAGGUGCUGCUAAGUAGGCGCUCCUGGUUAGGCGGUAUCUGUAUAAUCACCUUACGAGCAGUGUCGCUUCGAUCUUAACUUAGCGUAGGCGAAGCCACUCUGCUCGCAGUGUACAAAUAAAUCAAAACGCUUAUGAAAUGAAAAUACACUACUGAUCGCAAGGCAUCUUAACUUUGUUGAUGUCGCGGCUCACGUUAGCCGCCAUCAUGGAGCAUAAUGUGGAUUUGGACAACAUAAAUUAAAUGUCUAUUUGAAAAUCCAGAGUAGAACAUUGCCAUCUUGUGACCAAGUUAUUCUGUAAACAACGGGCAAAACAAGAUUAACACAGGAGAAUUUUUUUUGUAAAAAGAAAACGAAAAAGAAAGGGUGACGGCAACUAACUGGAACAAAUUGUAAACUAUAAGUAAUAGUAGUUGGACCGAAUGGAGUACAAUUCAGGGAGUAAUCGAGCGAGUAAUUUCAAAAUCGGACAAGCGCGCAGCGAGAGGUCUAUUUGAAAUUACGAUCGAGAUUUUUAAGAAAUGUCCUGGCCUAUUCUGUGGCCCAAUGACAGAAAGCUAGCUAAAACAGAUUAAUAUAACUAGACUGCUAAGUAGACUCGGCUUUAACCCUAGAAUGAAUGUGAUGACAGCUAUUGUACAUGACGAAGCUGAGAGGUCACUCCUCUCAUUACAAUAUUGCGGCUCAAUUGAACCAAGACAAGUAAAACGAUGAAUUCUGUAGUUGAACGAUUCUCAGUGAAAGCAAGACAAUUUAAAUGGUACUCCGAUCUGAAUGAGCAGAGCCAGUUCAUCAUAAGGAUUAUAAGCUAACUAUGGCACCUAAACAGGCUUGAUAUUCCCUGUAUAACAGAACUGUGGAGUGUGUCACAAAAUUAUAACGCGCACGUGACGGAAAGGGUGUGGAAGGUUUCCGAAUUGCGAAAACACUUGUUGAAUUCUUUGCAUGACUUGUUGAAUUCUUUGCAUGCAGGGAAUUCAACAAUACAAAGUACUUUCGUAGUGGAACCUGUUCAUGCUUUAUAUUUUGGUCGGCAGCCAUGCGACUCAAUGAAAGCCUUCUCCAACGUUUUGAUUUGCGUUUUUGAACUUUACCUGCAAGUUGCAGUGUUAACUGGUGCUUCCCAAGUCUACACUUGUACCUUUGGAGACACAGCGAGGCUCUUCUCACCAAGAUCUGACCGAGAACACCUCAAAGAGUUCAGGCAGUAUCGUGUGUGGAAGGGCAACAUAUCAUUCGCUGUCAUCGAAAAAGGAUCUCAGACCGGUAGAUGUUUGAACGAUGUUUUAAAACCAUUUUGUCUUACAAAGGUAGAAUUCCAAGUAUGGAACGAAACCCAUCUACUAUUGACGAUAAAAAACACCAAUUAUGACGACAGUGGAAAUUAUGGUGUGGAACACGUGUUUGGAGGAAUGGAAGACAACGAUAAAGACACCAUCUCUUUGAAAAUAAAGGAGCCGACAGACAUCCCAAGUCAUGGUAAUGCAACCACAGAUGGCAACAAAACUCGUGGUAUUUCCUCUGGUGUUUCGUUAACCCUUUCGGUGCUGUUAGUUGUUCGUUUGUUGAGUAUCAGUCUCUUUCUUUUGUGGGCAUCAAACUGAGUCACUUCAAUGGGUAGGUGAACUCAAACUGAUAUUCUAGUAGAUUUUAAUGGAAAAAAAUUGUUUUGUUGCAACCAUGACGAUUCUUGAUAGAAAUGCUGCCUAUAUAUGUUACACUUAAAACUAAAUAAAUAUAUUUACUACUCCAAUAACUUCUGUAACACUGGUCAACCGUACUGAUGCGUGGGUUGGGAAGGAAAUUUGAACAUGUGAAGUCUCUUUGAU
Messenger RNA from Orbicella faveolata, 2020 nucleotides. RefSeq lists its product as uncharacterized. The record is from RefSeq and is a predicted model, not a curated record. Lineage: Eukaryota; Metazoa; Cnidaria; Anthozoa; Scleractinia; Merulinidae.